AUGAUACCGUGGCUACUACUGUACCUAUUCGGUGCAGUCCAUUCAGAUCUCCAUAAAUUAUUAUCCACACUUCCUCAGUACAGUGACUCACGGAUACCUCCAAUUUUAAGACCUCUCUCGUAUGACUUACAGUUGCAGUUGCCAUUAUCUGAGGUAUCAGAUCCAGAUAUUCCUCUAUUCACUGGCCGAUGUGUAAUGCAGUUUGAAAUCAAUCAACAAAUCGGUCCAGAAUCUGCAAAAAAAAUAUUUCAGUUUGAUAUCAUAAUGUUGGACCAUUUUGAAAAUGUUUCAUUGGUUUAUAACGGCAACGAAUUGGAGAUAUUCAAUGUUCAGUUGACUGAUGAUUCAAUGGAAUUAUCUGUAGAUCAGCCAGUUUUGUUUCCGGGAAGGUACACAAUGACAAUUCAUAGAUAUAAAGGAUUAAUUGGAAGUGCUUUAUAUUACAGGUAUGAAUAUUUUAAAUUAUGUACAAAUGAUUCGGAGGGUACACAAAUUUUUCGGGUCAUUUGGGUGCAAAAUUUUCAAUUCAAUUUUGUACCCCCGAAUGGUUAUGCUCUCCGAAUUUUAGACGCUGGAGAGCAUGCUGUAUUUGGGUCUCAUUUAUUCCCGAAUAGAGCUCCCGCAGUGUUUCCAACAUAUCUGGGAACAACUGAAAAGGUUACAUUCUCUAUAACUAUGGUUCAUCCAAUUGGAACCAACGCGUUGACUUCUGGAGCUAGUGAAGCAUAUCCAAGGAAAAUGGAUGAUAAUUGGCAGAUGACAACUUUCUCUACAACGCCAUCCAUCACACCUUCAAUGCUCUGUUUCCUUCUCCUCCCACACGAAUAUACUCAUAUUGAAUCCUCUUUCACCGGUAUCAACAUCACCGUUCACUAUAACAAAUUCCGUGUUCAAAAGGAGCAAGCCAAGCAUUUAUUGCAUACCUCCACUCAGGUUUUGGCUUUGUUAAAAGAUAUAUUUUCUUCGCUGAUUCCUGUUCCAAAAAUCGACAUAGUCACUAUGAAUGAGGUCUCUUCUACGGCUUGUUUUGGAGCUGUUGUUGUUUCUGAAGUUCAAUUCUUCUCUUCCGACUAUGCAAAUCAGGUCCGUCUACUUGCCACGUGGCUUGCCAAACAAUGGAUUGGAGGAUACGCAGCGAUUUCAGAAGGAACGGAAUUGUGUCUUCAGGAAGAUUUAGUUAGCUAUAUAGCGGAGAAAGUGAUUAAAAGAAUGACAAAUGAUGAGCAUACCAGACUGGGACAAUUAGCUAAAAUUUAUCUAUCGGAAACUGUUUUUCUUCCCGGGGAAACUUUGAAAUUGGAUGAGUAUCCGAAUGAAAUGGAAAUUAGUGAAAAAUGCGGAUUGAAAGGAGUUGCAAUGUUGGAAUCUAUCGAAUUUCUAAUUGGAGAGAAGACGAUGAUUUCGAAAAUCAACGAGAUGAUUUAUAAUUCAAAGAAAGGAGCAUACAGUUCGGAGACGUUGUAUGGGCUAUUGAAUAGUACUGUGGAUGCGGAUAUUUAUGUUUCACAGCUCCUUCACUACUGGCGAGGACAUGGUGGUCUUCCUUUUAUGACUGUUGAUCGACUCGGAAAUUCCAUAAAAAUCACUCAAAAUGGGUCGAAUAUGACAGUGAAAAACGAAAUGGGAACAUGGGAACGCAUGCCGUUAUGGCCACUUCCAUUGAAAUUUACCGAAUUCAAACUGCCAAUUCAAAUAAUGAUUAGCCAUGGAAUUCAAUUAUCUCCAGUUCGCGAAGGAAUGAUUUUCUCAAAUUUGGGUUUUCCUAAUUACUAUCGAGUUAAUUACGAUAUUGACACGUGGCGAGAGAUCAAGACUAUACUGACUGAAAAUGCGACGUCUUAUACGCUAAGAGAGCGGUUUCAGCUGGUUUCAGACUUUUGUUACUUCUAUUCUAUCAAAUCUCUUCCUGAACCUGCUGCAUCAGUGCUUCGAAACGAAUUCGUACAGUUGGUCCGCCUACGACCAACGUCUUUCCCAAUAUGUGACGCUGCGAUCUUCCAGUGCGUUGUUACUCACGAACACACCCGACCGAAGCAUUUGGAUAAGAGCCAGAUGAUUCAGAUGCGACGGAAAGUGUUCGAUUCGUUCACCAAUUCGUCCGAAAUGGAGUGUCGUUCCGGACUUGCUCAUGAUGCUCUCAAUGAUCUUUGUACAAAGCUUUAUGGUAUCUCAUGCUUAUAG
This is a messenger RNA of Caenorhabditis briggsae, 2181 nucleotides long. Gene Ontology annotation, cellular component: cytoplasm. The transcript has 11 exons. Bases 1 to 2181 code for a protein of 726 amino acids. NCBI's taxonomy places the organism in Eukaryota, Metazoa, Nematoda, Chromadorea, Rhabditida, Rhabditidae. Gene Ontology annotation, biological process: peptide catabolic process; proteolysis. Gene Ontology annotation, molecular function: peptide binding; zinc ion binding; metalloaminopeptidase activity. The record is from RefSeq and is a predicted model, not a curated record.